Molecule: messenger RNA, 2863 nt
Organism: Strigops habroptila (Kakapo)
Lineage: Eukaryota; Metazoa; Chordata; Aves; Psittaciformes; Psittacidae
Gene: SNN
Product: stannin
Exons: 1
Coding region: 22-435 (137 amino acids)
Cellular component (GO): mitochondrial outer membrane
Source: RefSeq, a predicted model, not a curated record
CCAUUGUGAAGGAUACCAACCAUGAAUAUAAUGUUGCUGAAUAUGGUAAAACUGCACAGCUUAUUGAAGUGUCUAUUUUUUCCACUGCAGGAGUUUGAAGAUGCAGCAAGCCUGGCAGUGAGAACAGAAGGAAUUCUCCUUAAAGAAGUUGGACAGUCUGAAAUACUGACAAUGUCUAUUAUGGAUCAUAGCCCCACCACCGGAGUGGUGACUGUUAUUGUUAUUUUGAUUGCUAUUGCAGCUCUUGGUGCCUUGAUACUGGGCUGCUGGUGUUACCUGCGUCUGCAGAGGAUCAGCCAGUCUGAAGAUGAGGAAAGCAUUGUGGGAGAAGGAGAAACCAAAGAGCCCUUUCUUCUGGUGCAGUACUCUGCUAAAGGACCUUGUGUAGAGAGGAAAGGUAAGCUAACUCCAAAUGGCACAGAAGUACAUAGCUAACUUGGAGCAACCCAUGUAUAUGGACUUAUGAUGUGCGUAACUGGCAGAAGAAUCUCUCCUGUGAAGAACCUGGUCACAUGCACGCUACUCAUCACAAAAUACCCUGAUGAGGAUUACGUAAGCUUUGUUAGCAACUGCAUGCACUGAGAAGUUGCACUUUGCAUCAACUGUGUAUCCCCAUUCCUCUGUGACAGGAGCUGACCCACCUGCCAUAAUGUCCAUUGCUGGCAAUGGAUAUAGGGAAAUAUUGGUGUGAAGAGACUACUAGUGUUUUUGUUACUUGAAUGUUUAGCUGAGCCUAUUUUGAUGGAGCUACUACUGUAAUGUGAACUACUUUACAACUGUGAACUGUAAAUAAGCUGCCAGAAGCUUUCUGCUUUGUGUUCCACAGCAUAUGGGAAUAUAUGAUGCAACUGUACAUAACACAUGAGGACUGCUGAACCACAACCAUAGCUGGGAUUCCAGACUUUCAAAACCAAAUCUGCAGUUAAAGCUUGCUUCUGCUAUUAAUUUGAGUGCACAGCCAUGAAGUCAGAACUCCUCUUAACAGUUUAUUGAACUGAGGCAGAGUACCUUCUUUGAAAAUAAGGUACAAUCCUUCAGUAACAUGGUGACGGAGGAAACACAGGAGCUACAAGAAAGGAAGUGACUUUCUUUAGUUGCAGCUACGUAGGUUAAGCUUUUGCCUGCUAGAACUGAGUCUUCUACCAUGUAGCUACUGCAAGGAAACUGCCAUUUUGAUGGAUACCAGCCUAGGAACUAAUGAUGGAUACUGAACCCUUGGGGACAGUCCAGAAGGUUUCCAGCAGUUUGAAAUGGCAGUAGAGCAGGCUUUUCUCUUCUGCAGGUCUGCAUGCUGAAACUGCAGAAGUGGUUACUUAAGUGCAACUAGUAUGACAUUUUCCUAGAGCUCCUGUUUGUGUACUUAGCAGUUAUGGUAUAUGUUAACAGCCUGUUGUAAAAAGGCAUUUUACUCUACAAACAGUUAACUAUAGAAUUCAAUUAACAUAUCUUGUAGAUAACUCUCUUGAUUUAACUGUACUACUAGAAGAUAAUUUCAGGCUUUCCUAUAAAAAGGAGCAAGGAGAUUUGCUGUUCAGUUUGUAAAAGUUCUUAGCUAGCAAUGGCAAAGUCCUUACAAAUAUAGACACCCCUUGCAGAUCCUGCUUUGUGCUAUAGUUAAGCUAUAGGAACUGUAAUAAGAUGUCUUAAAGAGAUUGUCCUAGACCUCAAAGGUUUAGCAGGAGGACAGGGGACAAAAAGGGGAGGAGAAAGAACAACACUGAGCCACCAGUGGCAGCUUACAUAUUCUAAAACUCUUAGGGUAGGCACACUUGCUUUGAGGCCACUGACCUGUUUUCUAGCUUCCUUUGCCUACAGAAACUUUUAAACACUUAAUUGCCUAGGAGAGAAAAAUUCUGUAAAUCUGUUCCCUGAGAUAAGUUACAAAUAAUGAAGUUCAAGUUCUUCAGCUAUACAGACAUCAUUAGACUAGCUUCUUGUACCUGUACAUAUGGAGUAAGUAACACAAGCCUAGCAAGCUUCCUUGAGAACUCUAACUAUACGCAAGACAGUAACAGCCUAGCCAAAAAGUCUUGCCCCUUUCUUCUGCAGUAAGAUGUUGACUUAAAAAGGCAAACGUAGCACUAAAAAUUAACUGAAGGGUAUAAUUUGAAGCAAAAUUAACGCUGUCAAGUAGCAGAAAGCUCCUGCUGUUGCCUCUUGACUACGAUAUGGGGUACAGCUUUUUACCCUGCCACAUGCUUUUCUGGAACAUAUUAGUCUCAUGAGACUUGCAUGUAUAGCCAGGCUCAUAUGCUUAAACUGUCAUAUUCUAGACCUCUUACAAAUCAAGAAGAAAAGGAUUAAUUCAGUAAGACUCCUUCGUUUUCAGUAGAGAACAGUUUACACAUGGCUCUUGCAGGUUUCAAGACAGUCAAGUAACUGGUAUACAAAAGUGAUACGAAGUGCUGAAGUUCUAGAACAGAAUAGUUGUAGCAAGAUGACUUUGUCCAUUCAAGUUCACUGAUUACACAGAUGAAGUAUCUCUUUUAAUUCAGCAAAGGAAAUGCAGUGUAAAGGGCAAACUUCAGAAAUCAUGGAAAAGUAGAAAUCAAAGGUCUAAUUUCUCUUCUAGCAGCUGUAAGAGAAAGCCAGUGAAAAAUAACUGGUUCUGAGUCAGAAGUGCUUCACACUGCUGCCCCUAAAAAUCACGAUCUUCAAUUUAAAUGGAAAAUUUGCAAGUUAGUGCAAUAGUAAAGUGCAGAAAGUGUUUUCCAUUCUCCUCUUCUCUUUAGAUGUGGGUAUCUAGUAAGUUGUUCAAGUAUACAAAAAUAUUCCAUUUGAUUUUUCUUUUUCUAGAUCAUGUGGGGGAAGAAGUCUUUAUUUACAAUGAAUUUCAAUAAAAUUUGCAUAAAUACCUACCCAA